Messenger RNA from Physcomitrium patens, 2993 nucleotides. RefSeq lists its product as uncharacterized. Gene Ontology annotation, biological process: response to iron(III) ion. Gene Ontology annotation, cellular component: plasma membrane. Lineage: Eukaryota; Viridiplantae; Streptophyta; Bryopsida; Funariales; Funariaceae. The record is from RefSeq and is a predicted model, not a curated record. Gene Ontology annotation, molecular function: pentosyltransferase activity.
CACCGCCCCAGCACCUUGUCGGUAGAUAGUCUACCGACAGAUAUGACAAAACAAGGAAGAGAGAUGACGAAAUGAGGGUUAGUUAGAUCCCAUCCUGCUCAAGACAUGAGCAACUCUGUCGAGAUUUUGGACUCAGUCUGCACAAAAUUUCAGUGACGAUGAAUUCUUCGGGUGAGACGAGAACAACAACAACAACCCAGAUUUCUGAAAGCACGAAUGAACACUUUUGCCUGAGAUUUUAGGGUUUAGGAUUCCGAGGAAGAAAUGGCCUGUAAGAUUGAGUGAGAAAGGGGCAGCGUGGUUGAAUUCGUAGUGCAAUGAACAGUGAACUUGUGGGUUGUUGUUUUUAGAGCUGAAGAGAAGGUUUUUAAUAUAAUUUCCAGCCAGGCUGAUGGCAGUCUGAAUUGCAUUGCACAUGCUUCUUCUCGUUGGGUGUAUGUUUUUGCAAUGUACAUGCUGCUGCAUCGAGCAGAAAUGACGCUCCGGGUCGAGCACUUUGCCAGUUCGAUGGAGUGGGGGCUCAUCACUCGAGGUUCUUCUGCAUUGGGUGUGGGUAGAAGCAGUUUAGGGACUAGCAGAGUUUCGUAUGAUCCCAAGCACCGGGUGUCGAUUAUGGUUGAAAACCCCUGCACUUGUACUCGACUCAGCCUUGGAAAGAGUCUCUUUCGGGAUGGACCCAUGUGCAGUAGCUUUGGUCGGGAAUUUCGAAGAAUUGGGGCAAUGUCACCGUUCGCCAGGUUUGAUGGUGGAACAGGCGGCGAGGGGAAGAUGAGCAGGGAAGGAUUUAUGAGCAAAGCCUGGGGCGCAUUGCACAAGCCUAUUGUGUUUCCUGAUUUGGUGAAAUGGAUGCACAGCUUGCUCCCAACGGAGAAGAAGCUGUGGACCGCCGGCAUAGUGCUCCUGUUGGCAGCCAUUGCGUGGCUCCGGAACUUGGCUGCGUCGGGGCUGAUCGAUGACACCGAGCCUCUUUUCGCUGAAGCUGCUCGUCAAAUGUUAGCGACGGGUGAUUAUGUUACUCCCCAGUUCAAUGCGCAGCCUCGCUUUGACAAGCCCAUUCUCAUCUACUGGCUCAUGGCCCUUUCAGGGAAGUUGUUCGGUCCGAGUGUUUGGGCGUUGAGGCUUCCAUCAACUAUCUGUGCACUAGGACUUCUUAUGGGUCUUCUAUCGACUGUGAAGCAAUUCGGGACAAGCAAUUCAUAUAAUGAUGUAGAGACACAAUCGGAAAAGUCUCAAGCUUUAUCGUCUGUCGGAGAACACUAUAUCCCAGCAGUGAUCACAAUCUCAGCAUUUGCUCUCAAUCUCGAGGUCGUGGCUUGGGGGAGCACAGCCUUGUCUGACAUGCUUUUAACGAGUAUGCUUGGCGCAUCACUGCUAAGCUUUUUCUGGGGCUACGUUGGUCGUUCUCUCACCCCACCCAAGCACCAGUGGGGUUAUAUAUUCUCGGCAGUCUUUAUGGGACUUGCUUGUCUUUCUAAAGGACCUGUUGGGAUUGCACUUCCUGUGUUGGUCUGUGCAUUGUUUCUUCUAAGCAGAGGAGAACUUUUGGAAGUCCUUUUUGAGGAGAUACCUUUUUGGAAGAGUAUCAUGACGCUGUUAAUCAUAAAUGUACCCUGGUAUGGCGCAAUGGCCGUAAAGCACGGACUUACUUACAUCUUUACUUUUUUUGGAUAUCACAAUCUCGAGCGUUUUAUGCAAGGUGUCAAUCAUCAUGGAGGCAGACCGUGGUGGUAUGGUUUGGCUGUGGUAGCCGUUUUGUAUUACCCCUGGUCAUUGUCCAUACCUCCAGCACUCCUGCAAGCUGGUCCAUGGAGGCAGUCUUGGCGGCUGGUCAGAAGGUGUCAAACUCUCCCGCUUUUUGCAGCAAGUUGGCUGAUUGCAGGUUUUGUGCUCUUCGCUCUGUCCUCCAGUCAGCUGCCAUCGUACUACUUGCCUGUGGCACCAGCAAUUGCUAUUCUUUUUGCUACACAUGCAUCCAAUGAUAUAUCACAAGACAAGAGUGGAAUACUCUCGAGCCUUUUCCCUGCAGUAUUGUAUGAGUUGUUGGCGGUUUUGUUCUGGUUUUCGCCGGGCUUCCUCCUGAUGUCUGGUGACAAAGUGGCUGCCGAAAUAGGACGACUCAUAAGUGAAAGGCAUUUGCAUAGAAUUUCUUGUGUGCUAUUUGGACUUGCUGGAAUAGUCACAUUUCGAACGGCAGAGUUUAGUAGUGCUCUUGGUUCGUGGAUGCAACCAGUGGAGCGGAAGGAAGAAAGUCCAAUGGAAAAGUCUGCAAGAACAUUUCUGCCAACUUGGGUAGUGCAUGCAACUGUGAUGGUUUGUUUUCUUGGAGCAUUCUUGACACCUGUGUAUAGUUUGGUUGAUUGUGUUCGUCAGGCUCCCCUUCGACAGUUGGCCUACACGGCCACAGCACAACAGAAAACUGGGGAGCCGCUUAUUAUGGUGGGGCCGAGAAUGCCAAGCGUGGUUUAUUACAGCAAACUGCCAACAGCAUUCUUCGACUCACCUCGAGAGGCAGUGGUGGCUAUCCAGGAAGAAGCAGCACCUUGGGUCACUUCUGCUCUUGUCAUCACUGAGGUGGAUGCAGCUCUCUUUCAACCUCCACCUGAUAUUCUCGCCGCUUCUGGAGACUACAGACUCUUACGCUUGCACAAGAAUCCAAAACCAUUAGCACCUGAAACUUCCUGUCACCCACAAUCAGUGGAGGGCUUGUAAUGAUUUAAUGAACGUGUAGCUUGAAUAGAUAUCCUGCAGAUGCGCGAGCACUGCUUUGUAAUUGUUGGUGCUGCCGAAUUCUGGACUUGGAGUGAGCUUGCUGGUUCGUUUUGGACAUCUUACUGAUUGUUUGAGCACCUUCUUUCCAGUGUAGACGUCAUCUUAGUUCUUGCGUAACAUCUAGUUCAGUUUUAGACAACCGAAUGUUCAGGUAAUGGGUUGGGUUCCUUUGUACUUCCUGUAAUGUUUGUUCAACAAAGAUGAAUAACUUGCAUUAAAUCUGA